Messenger RNA from Pomacea canaliculata, 3191 nucleotides. RefSeq lists its product as uncharacterized. Gene Ontology annotation, cellular component: membrane. Lineage: Eukaryota; Metazoa; Mollusca; Gastropoda; Architaenioglossa; Ampullariidae. Gene Ontology annotation, molecular function: G protein-coupled peptide receptor activity. Gene Ontology annotation, biological process: neuropeptide signaling pathway. The coding region runs from base 1809 to 3191 and encodes 460 amino acids. The record is from RefSeq and is a predicted model, not a curated record. The transcript is spliced from 4 exons.
CAAGGCCCACGUGGCAGGACGCAGUAGCCGGGUGGUCGUCGUUGCCAGCAGCAGCAGCACUGCUUCAUCAGUAACCUGCAGACGUGAACUGACACACGAGGACAGGAGGGAGGCCUGACACCUCACCUGACACUGACCACCACUCACUGGCAGUCACAGCGGUAAACAAGAAAACAUGAGCAGCGCUUGACGGCUGCCGGCGGUGGAGUUCCCGACCCCCAUCAGAGGCCUGCUGCCUGCUCGUCCCACAGCACGAUCGGCACAACCACCCAUCCACCCAUCCACCGCCCGCUGCGCUGGUUGUAGUGGUGGUGGCGUGCAAGCGGCGGUGGGUGUCGACGGCGUCGUUGCUAAGUGCGCGCGGGCGAGAGAGCGCGGUGAACACUGGGAAGCACACGUGACGCCACUGCAUGAACGCCGCCGCCGCCGCCGCCGCCGCCGCCGCUAAGAGCCGCCUUACAAAACCCUCGAGAGACGACAACAGCAGCACACACACCAACAACCAUGGAUGUCUAGAGGGAGGCUGGCCGAGGAUUCGCUGUCGCUGUUAGUCGCACACCUGAGCGCAACCGUCGCUAAUCACUUUCCGACGUCUCAGACUUUUGUACUUGGGUUGACGUAGCGGUCUUGCAGGUGAGAGACACACACCUGUGACUUGGUGCCGCUAAGCCAGUGACAGACUGAAGGAUGGUUAGGGGUAGAUGGGAAGAUAGAGGAGUGCUACUCUACAAAACCUUCAUGAAGUAACCCUACUGUGGUGAACAGAACUUUCAGCAAGAAACUGUAGCGUGCUGAAACAGGAGGAGAGUGUCUUUUGUCGAGAACUUGGCGAGGUCCAUGUGAUGCUCUGAGCACGACAGUAAGGGAGGGACGAGCCUUAGCUCCUGUGGACAUCGUCAGCAUAGUCAGCUAGUAACGGACUAUAAACACCCGCACGACACCCGAGUCUUGUCACUGACACAAAGCCAGGUGCCAGUCCACAGAUGUGAACAAGUCAUCAGGUGGGCCAAUAAUUUGUGGGGUCGACUUCCGCUGACAAGGGGUCACGUGAACCAUGGAGAGUGUUGUUCACAUUAUGGUGUGGGACUAACGGCUACAGGUGAGACUGCCAGUCAGUCAGGUGUCUACAUACUGAGCAGCUGCUUGGCUAAAACAAUAAGAUGAGAGUUUUGUCACAGUUAACCCUUUAGUGGUGGGCGGCUCUAUCGGUCCUAUUAUAGGGCUAGACUUGCUCGUGCUACAGCCUCCUCGAGCCUCGCCAUCCACGAGCUACAUACUGUCCACAGCCUCGGCAGCUGAUCACCCAACUGACGGUGCAGCUCGUUGCCAGACGGGGGUCAGGGGUGAAGCACCACACAGGUCUGCACACCAGCGCCGGCACCACGACCCUCCACGGCCUGUAGCUGUGAUCACGUGACCACCAUCAGCUGUGAUCGCGUCCGUGACCAGGGCAGCUGCCGCCACCUUCACAUCCUGUGGGAGGAUUCCAGACGAGGGGCAGUCACGUGGUUUGUUGCUUCUGACCCAGCGGACGGUAGUUUGGACCACCUAACCACUUUGCUGUGACGAGGACCAAGGGGCCAGAAGACAGCAGUCUGCCCACCCCUCCUCUCCCAGCGAACUUGGGGAGGACGACAGUCACAACAGUCACAACAGUCACAACACCGACAUCAAAGCCCUCAGUCACCGCCAGUGCACUCACUGGCCGCAUGCAUCGGGCCAUCAGGAGGACAGCCAUCCACACGCACGUCCAGCCAGCCAGCCACAGGGCCAGCCAGCAGCAGAUUUGAACAAGACUAACGACAGCGAUGAACUCGACAACCUCUGUGACUCCGGAGCAAAGCGGCGGGGGGGAGAGCCACUUCCUGAGCACCGGCGAGUUGUGGUCCCUGAUCGCCAUGCUGUCAGUCUUCUCCCUUACGGGCAGCGUGGGCAACGCCAUCGCCCUCUACGUCUUCUCCAACCUCAAGCAGAAGCUGACGUCCACCAUCUUCAUCCUGGCGCUGGCGGGCACUGACUUUCUCACCUGCCUGCUGACCAUCCCCUUCACCAUCGCCGUGGAGGCCCUGGACUUCAAGAUGCAGGUGGACUUUUUCUGCAAGCUCUACCACUUCCUCAUCACCACCACCGUGCCCUUCUCGGCAUUCGUCAUGGUGGCCAUCGCGGUGGACCGCUACCUGUGCAUCUGCCACCCGUUCCUGCACUGGAUGACCGAACGGAGAGCCAAGUUCAUCAUCGCUGCUCUCGUCCUCUUCACCUUUUUCAUCGGCGCCAUCGUGUGCGUGCACUACUCGGUGUACGGGGAGAAGGACAUCCCCCUGCCCAACACCCCCAGCACGUGGACCACGCCCCACACCCCGGGUCACGCCGUCUUUCACACGCUACCCGGCCUGGGCCAUGCGCUGAACCACACGCUGCAGCCCGCCUACAACUUCUCCCUCGCCCACCUGGCAGGAACAGGAAGUGACAUCAGCGCCGAGCCGUCCUUCACGUCAGGUUUGUCGUCGUCCUUGUCGUCGUCCUCCUCCUCGCCGCCACCAAAGCCAACGACAAGCAUCGGAGAGGGGGAGAACCUGACGGUGCGCGCCAUCACCCACAUCUUCUGCGACCGCCGCAAGGACACCAUCGACAUCACCUUCUUCGACGCCUUGCAGAGGAUUUACUCCGCCUUCUUCCUGGUGUCGUGCGUGUCCGUGCUGGUGCUCUACUCCCUCAUCUACCGCUCCGUCAUCGCGCAGCGCCGCAAGAAGCUUCGCAUCCGCUCCGCCACCUGCUGCUUCCUGUGGGACGGGCCCGGGGUCAGCAAGGGCGAGCCCUCCGAGGUCACCACAGCGCUGGAGCUGUCGCAGGCCAAUGGCGAGCACACCAAGAGCCGCGCCGACGACGCGGCGGCGACGGAUGAGCUGCGCGCGCCCUCCAACGGCUCCAGUCGUGCCGCACCCACCUCGCGCACGCGCCUGGAGAGGAUGCGCAUGGCCAACAUCAAGACGGCGCUCAUGCUCUUCGUCGUCACGCUCGUCUUCAUCAUCUCCUUCUUGCCGGCCUGGCUCAUCGCCCUGGAGAUUGUCAAGCUGCCUGUCAUCGUCUUCUACAUGUACUUCUUCUACAACGUCGUCAACCCCAUCAUCUACGCCUUCAUGAACCAAACCUUCCGGGCCGAGUUGCAGAAGCUGUUCGCGUGCCGGCGCUGA